CGUCCCAGGCCCCUUUUCUCACAAAGGCUCGUGUAUCGCAUCGCUCUCUUCGUCAUCAGCCAGCACUUUAGAAACAAAGCAAACGAAGAAACUGGGCGAGCGAUCUUCUUGACACCGUCGUCAACCAUCGCCGGCCGACAGGAUGGAUGCGCAUACACUCAACGCGUGGACGCGCUUCGCCCUCCUCAAAGGGGGCAUUGGCUCGUGCACCGCCAAGCUGGACAAUCCCGCGUCGGACAUUGAGGACCUGAUGUUUAUGACGGGCGAGCAGAUCAUCGUCCUGCGGAGGCUAGACGACGAAGGCGCCGAGGGCAGCAGUGGCAAGCGGCGCAGCGGCGUCAAUGACUCCGAUGCCUGGUUUCUGGGUUACUGCGAGGGCGUCGUGGGCCGCUUCAAGGGCGAGCACGUCACCUUCCACGGCAAGCUCAAGAAGCCAGUCCUGAUGCGUCGGAGUGGUGUGGGCACGAUUCGUGACUCGAGCACGCGGCCGAUGAGCAAGUCUGAGGCGGCGACAAUGCACGUAUCGCAGGUGCCCCUCGGCAUCCCCGUCACCGCCGUCGACUCGGACGGAGAGGAGGAAGGCAUGUCAAUUGACAGUCACAGCGUUCAGAUCAGCCAGAUGGGCGACUCGUCCAGCCACAACCACAGCACUGGCGGGUCGGCAAUAAAGGGGGAAAGAAGCGCAGCGGCGCAGGAGGGCCGUUCAGCUGCUGCUGGUGCGGCUGCAAGGGCGGUUGGGAACGCAAAGGCAGCUGCGGCGACGGCGGCUGCCAAUGCCAAUGCCGGCGGACGCUUGGGAGUGGCCACGCCUCCCCUCUCGGACGAGAGCCACGCGCGCAACAACAGCCGGAAGCAGCGCGACUCCAUGGAUUCUGACGACUCGGAGACGAUGCUUCCCUGGGCUCGCGCAAGCUCAGGAAGCGUGGCCAGCAGCGCAGGCUCCGUCCAGGCUGCCCCACCGGCCAAGCUCGACACGGGCGGCGUCAAGUCCGGUACGGCGCAAAAGACGUCGCACCUGCCACCGUCGCCCAUUUCCUCGGCCGAAUCGCCCAUCAAUGCCCGGGACCAAGCGGGUGCGGCAGCGCUUCACUCCAGCAACAACAAUGGCACCAGACCUGGCCAUGGUUCCACCACCUCGUCGAUCGACACGACAAACACGUCCGAGUCCGACGACGACCCACACAACCGAAGACGCGAUCAGACCUUCUCGAUCUACGACGUCUACGGGCGAGAUAGCGUUGCCUUUCCCAACUUUGACUUUCGGGAGCUCAACAUUCGCAAGUCGCCCGGCGGCCGUGUCCUCGCCUCGAACAUGUCAAUGGAGAGCCUGAAUUCCAGCCGGGCCUCAAACAUGUCUGGCAACAGCAUUGGCAACCCUAACUUUCGCAUCGCGCCGUCGUCGCCACUGGCCAACGGUGCACGCAACCUGACGCCCACAUCAAACAAGACGGCGUCUGACGCAGCCGGCAUGGCGUCGAACGAAGCGGGACGGAUGCAGAUCCCCGCUGCUCUUCGCACGCCCUCGGGCAGGCGACCAUCGGCAGCGCCGCUUCCCACGGGAGCGGGCGCAGCCUCGACACUGCGUCGCAAGGUGGAAGCCAGCAGCAGUGCGACCUCGUCACCGCCUCGCCAGGGCUUCAGCGGGGGCAUGAGUCAAAGGGACUCUUCUGGAUCGACGCAUUCUGCGGGAGGAGGUGGUAGUGGAGGAGGAGGAGCAGGGCUCGGGAGCUUUGACCCGAAGAGAAGACCCUCGAUCGGUAAUUCGGCACCCAUUAACAGGCCAAUGCAACGCGGCAACAUGCCCCCAAUGCCCACCACUGGACCUUCUGGCUCUCCGGCCUCGAUCCAUUCGCAGCUGCAUCAGCAGCAAAGGCCCAACGAAGCACGCAGGCGAUCGACGUCAAUGUCGAGCCCAACUGCGCAGCGACCACCGCACCUGGGUGCAGCGCCAGAGGCAAUGCCACCAGGGCCUUCGCCACGAAGCUUUGUCGACCAGCCACUACCCUCGCCGAAGCUGCCGUUUGCCCAGGGCGGACCAGGGAGCGGGCCGCCAUCGCCGGGCUUUGCGCCUCACCGAUCCUCGUCGGACCGGUCGAGCCAGCGGGAAAGGAUUGGGAGUGGGCAACUGCGAAAGAACCCCAGCAACCCCCAGCCUGGCGCCCACGGUGGCAUGUCUACCGUCUUUGGUCUCUCUCCCGGUCCUCCGGGUGGCGGGAGCGGGACGUCCCCUUCGUCGAGGAGUCCGAGCCCCUUCUCUGCGCCGUCACCCAUGUCUGCGCAAAUGUCCCUGCCAGGUGCUCGCGGCUCACCGAUGCUCUCGCCCACCUCGCCUGGCCUGGCUCCUCACUCUCUCGCGAUACCGGGUCCGGCUGUGCCAGACGACCGAGCGCCCGUAGAUGCGCUCGGCUUUUACCUUGGCACCGGCGUUCCCUACAAACCGCCGGUCGAGGACCACGAGGCCGUGGAAAAGUGGCAGGGCAUCCUGCAGGAAAACGACUUGGCCGGGGCGAAAAAGAGCCGCAAGGUCAAGAAGCUCGUCCACGCUGGCAUCCCGCAGUCGAUGCGAAAGAGCGUCUGGCUCUUCCUGGCCAAUGCCUCGACCAGGAGAAGGCCUGGGCUGUUUGAGCAGCUGUGCAAGCAGAGCCAAGAGCCAAAGGUGAGAAAGGGAAAGGAAGCCGCCUACGAGUCCAUCGAAAAGGACUUGGACCGGUGCUUCCCUGAUCAUCGUCUCUUCCGAGGCGAGGAGAGCAGCGGCAAGGCGGAUCUCGAGGCAAUCCUCAAGGCCUACGUCCACUACAACCCCACCGUCGGCUACACCCAGGGCAUGGGCCUCAUUGUUGGCUGGCUCCUUAUCCAGAUGCCGGCCGAAGAGGCCUUUUGGCUCUUCUGUGCCAUGCUCCGCGAUGUCCACGUCGAGGGCUACUAUGGCAACGAUCUCAAGCAGCUCCACGUCGACGGCAUCGUCCUGGGCCAGCUGCUGCAGAGCAUGGAUCCCGAGCUGGCACAGCGGCUCAUCGAGCUGGGCAUCGAGCCGAUCCACUUUACACCCUCGUGGUUCCUCCCCCUCUUUGUGCGCAUCCUGCCGUGGGACACGCUCAUGCGCGUCUGGGAUGUCUUCUUCUUCGAGGGGCCCCAAUGGAUCCAGAGAGUGGGCCUCGCCAUCGUGCGCAUCAUCAGAGAACCUCUGAUGGAUCGCAAGCAGUGCCCGGGCCACGCGGAAGCGUUGAGGAUGCUCCUGCACCCACCGCUGCAGCUCAUGUCGCCCGACAACGUGCUGGGUUGCGCAUUUACCGUCAAGCUCAAGGACGGCGACGUUCGAAAGCUAUCGCGCCAGGCCUCCAAGCUCGUCAGGACCAGCAUGGGCGGACGAGGUCGACCGACUGGCCCCGCUGGCGGCUCCAUUGCUCGUUCCACCUCUGCCCCGGCUGCCAAACGGUGACACUAAUAGUUCGCCAUGCCCACUCCGGAUACACUUUACCCAUCUCGGCGCAUUCUCCCCCUUCACUCCUGCACACUCUCCUCUCAAUCUAU
Molecule: messenger RNA, 3531 nt
Organism: Acaromyces ingoldii
Lineage: Eukaryota; Fungi; Basidiomycota; Exobasidiomycetes; Exobasidiales; Cryptobasidiaceae
Exons: 3
Coding region: 143-3439 (1098 amino acids)
Source: RefSeq, a predicted model, not a curated record